This is a messenger RNA of Cotesia glomerata, 2442 nucleotides long. RefSeq lists its product as uncharacterized. The coding region runs from base 1 to 2442 and encodes 813 amino acids. The record is from RefSeq and is a predicted model, not a curated record. NCBI's taxonomy places the organism in Eukaryota, Metazoa, Arthropoda, Insecta, Hymenoptera, Braconidae. The transcript has 3 exons.
AUGCUGAAGCAAGAAAUCUUGGCGAUGCGAAAUGACUUCAAAAAUGACAUUAAAACCGAGUUAUCUACUGUUGUCAAAAGCGUGGAUGGGCUAAAAUCACAAGUGAAAACCUUCACUGAGCAAUUUCAUAAAAGAAUUAGCACUGUAGAGAGCAAAAUUACACACCUUGACUCAUGUGUAUCUACAAACACUGACUCUAUAGUAGCUAAUGAAGUGAAAUUAAUGGAGCUCACUAACAAAAUCUCAGACAUCCAAAUCUCAACUGAUAACAAUGCCAUUUUAAGGGAAGUUGAUGACAGAAUGCUCAGAAGAAAUAACGUCUUAUUCCUUGGAUUAAGUGAAUCUUCUUCAGAUUCUUCGUCGGAGCGACAAACAGAUGAUAUGAAACGAGUGCAGAAUAUCUGUAACAGUCUGGCAAAUAAUGUUGGGUUUUUAUCCUGCUCCAGAAUUGAUCAUAUCAUCUCUAAUUCUGGAGAAAAAGAAGAAAUCAAUUCCUACACUUCCGAUGAACCUUUCGAUUGUGCAAGACCGCACAGAACUACAGAGGAAGGAGCAGAAACUAGUCCGUCAACAACUUCAGGAGAGGACAGCAGCUGGGGAGAAGAAUUUGAGGAUUGUCACUCGAAAUGGUCAACCGACCAUAGUUCAGGAUCGUCGAACUAUUUCAGCGUCGACUCCGAGAAUAACAACAGCCUAAACCUUAGAUCUUCAGGCCUAACACUAUACUAUCAGAAUGUUAGGGGAUUAAAUUCUAAGCUGGAUCAAAUUUAUAGUAAAAGUUUUAUGGCUGAAUGUGAUAGACGGGAGGAGUUCAGGAGGUCGGGUGGAGGUGUACUAAUUGCUUGCAGGAAUUCUCUUAAUGUAGCACCUUUAAAGUUUAAUAAUAUCCUUAAAGAAUUCCUCCAGAUUGAGAUAGUAGGUAUUCAAAUCAUUAAUCAUGGUCUUAAAAUUCACUUAGUGACUAUAUAUAUUCCACCUGAUCUGCCUGCACAAAUCUAUUCUGACAUCCUUGAGCUUCUCUCGUCUGACCCUGUCAUGGAUGCUGGAGCACUGGUACUUUUGGGUGAUUUCAAUUCUCCGUAUUUUUCUGACUCUCUUAAUGGUGGUCUGGAUAUGAAGGCUGACAUACUCAUUAAUUUCUCCCUACUAAACAAUUUAAAUCAGUUCAAUGAUGUUUUGAACAUCAAUGGUAGAAUACUUGACUUAGUGUUUUCAUCGGUGGAUUGCUUAGUUGUGGAGGAACAAUCGCCUGUGGUAAAACUUGAUACUUAUCAUCCGGCGUUGAGGAUACUUGUCUCUGCUAACGUGGUAAGAAAUAGAUACCCUCUGAAAAAGCCGCUAGGUAAUUAUAAUUUUCAUAAAAUGGACAGAUUGCGUCUUAUAUCGGAACUUGAAUUUAUAAGUUGGGAACCAUUACACGAUCUUCAUUCUCCGAAUGAAAAAUGUAAAUAUCUUUACAAUAGUUUAGAUUCGGCAUUCUCUAAAUCUAUACCUAGCAUUACUAAUCUAACAUACAGGCCAUCCAAAUAUCCUCCUUGGUUUACCUCUGACAUCAUUAAUGACUGUAAGGCCAAAGAACAAUCUCGUCGUAAACUUAAUAUGGAUAAAUCUUAUAACAACUCUCAACAAUAUAAGCAUUUCAGAAAAACUCUAAAAGUAAAAAUUAAAUCAGCAUAUAAUAAUUACAUAAAACGUACUGAGGAUAAACUAAUUUCGGAUCCCAAGUCAUUUUGGAAUUAUAUUAAGUCUAAAAAAAAUUGCAGUCAAUUUCCCAGUAGCUUUUUAUUAGAUGGUAUCUAUGUAGAUGAUUCUGAAAUAAUUGCUAACUCUUUUGCCAAAUUUUUCAGUAGUGUAUAUGAAAAAUUUGAUGAUGAUGUGUUCUCCUAUCUUACAGUCAAUAACAGAGUACUUUUGGGUGGUAUUGAGUUACCUACUGAGCUUAAUAUAAUGCGGUGUAUAAAUAAACUUCCCAAUAAAAUGUCAUCGGGACUAGAUGGUAUCCCUUGUAAAGUAGUAAAGGAUUGUUCCAGUGCAUUAAUCCUACCUCUAAAAAUUAUCUUCCAUGACUGUCUUACUAAGGGUAUUUUUCCUGACAUGUGGAAAACUUCCAAAGUAUGUCCAAUUCACAAAUCCGGGGAUAAGUCACUUAUUGAUAAUUACAGACCUGUCUCAAUCAUACCUGCAUUUGCUAGGAUUUUUGAAAUGAUUUUAUAUGAACAUUUACUUUCAUACUUUACUCCAUAUAUUACACCUUCACAACAUGGCUUCCUGAAGAGAAGGUCUGUGGUAACGAAUCUGCUUCCAUACACUCAAUUUAUUUCAGAUAAUAUUUCGAAUGGGAAACAGGUAGAUGUUAUACACACGGACUUCUCUAAAGCCUUUGAUAAGGUGGAUAUUUAUAUACUUAUUGACAAAUUAGUAGAUCUUGGCAUCCCUGGAUAG